Molecule: messenger RNA, 2766 nt
Organism: Punctularia strigosozonata HHB-11173 SS5
Lineage: Eukaryota; Fungi; Basidiomycota; Agaricomycetes; Corticiales; Punctulariaceae
Exons: 6
Coding region: 1-2766 (921 amino acids)
Source: RefSeq, a predicted model, not a curated record
AUGGCCGACCCAAUAUACGGUCGGAAUGCUGACUCCAUCGCCGACAUUGAAGACAGACUGUAUGAUAUAUUCGAGAACCACCCGGACUCGCAUCCCAACGAUGCUGGCGAACCUGUUAUCGGAGCGAACGCGCUCGUCGACGUCUUUCGAAUUUUCGGCGAGCAAUACACUGGUAGCGAACUUAUGACCAAGGAGGAAGAAGAGAUGCUGGCCCAAGUGCUAGAGUCUAAUCCUGGGCUCGAAGUCACACCACAAACUAUUCUCCAGUUCAUCGCCAUGAGGACGCAAGGUAACCCUGAAGGGCCGGCCUCUCAUUCCGACGACGAUCAGAGGGGACGACAGGACGAUCGUGACGCCUAUUCCGGUUCGUCGCGGUCAUCUAGCCGCGAGUCAGCCGUCUACAGGGGACAAGGCUCCCGGCCACCGUCCCGCGGGCCUCCGGUUCCCAAGACGCCGACGCAAACCAAUUCGCCCUUUGACUCCUCGCGACGCCAGCGAUCGACGCCGCUCGAGAAGACCGCGCCGUCGAGUUGGGCCAGGCGGCCUAUGCCACCGACUCGCAGGCUGAGCGAUGCCAGCAACUCAGGCCACACGGUUACCGAGUCCGAGCCCACCAGCCCAUCUUCCUACGGGCACCAUGGCCGACGCAUGUCCAACGGCGGGCCUCCCCCACUUUCAGCCUCUGCCUCCGAACCCGUCUUCUCCCCAUCCUCACACUCCGGCUCGCGUCCUCCCUCUCGAACGCACUCGCGCCCUCACUCGCGCGCACGAAGCCAGCCUCAGAUCCCUUUCAUGCCCAUGGGCUACCCCGCGCACUUCUCACCAGGGGAACGUCGUUCGCAUUCACCGGAAGACGAAUACCCGCGUGGGGGUGAGGAUUCGUUCGCCGAUACCACCAUCAACAGUGUACCCAUGCCAGGGGACGUGGAUUCUGACGAGGAAGUCGAGAGGGACCUUGAACUGGAGAAGCAACUUGGUUUGAUCACUGUGCGCUCUGCCACCAGUUCCAUGGUCUCCAUGGACGAGCAAGAACGCAUUGAAGCCUUACAGAGAAUCAACGACGAUCUUAAGCGAAAGCUGAUGGAAGCGUCGCGAACGCAUGAACAAAGGCUGGCGGAGCAUGAAUCCGAGUUGGAAGAGAUGCAGAUACGCCUGGAAGAGGCGAAGAGCGAGCUCAUGGCCACAAAGCGGGAGGAGAAAGAAUUGCGGAACAAGGAGCGAUCGAACAGCACGCAGAUCAUGGUGCUAGAGGCCGAAAUUUCCAAACUUCAGAAGAGCUUGGAGAAUGCCCGCACGGCUUACACCAGCCUUCAAAAGCAGUAUCAGGAACAAUGCGCGGAAUCGGAACGCUACCGCAACGAACUCCGUCGACGGGAUCAAGAACUCAAGGACUACCAAGAUGCUGCUCAACUGCAGCAGCUCGAGAACCAGAAGGUGGCCCGUGAGCGUACAUCGUACGACGAGCGCAUCGCCGUACUCGAGAACGAGCUCGCAAUCGCCCAGCAAGCCCACGCCCAGCUCGAUGAGCAGAAGCAGGAAAACCUCAUGCUCAAGGAGACCAUUGACCGUAUGCGGUUCGAUAUGGAUGAGCUGCGAACGACUCAACAGACUGGCGGCGGAGGUAGCGGGUCGUUGAGCAGGCAGACCAGUCUCAGCCGCACCCUAGGCGCUGAGCUACUUGGAAAAAUGGGACGAUGGGAAGAGGGUGCGGAUGAUGAACCGGAAGAGGAGGACGACAAGACCGCCGUGGACGAUGACGGGGAUGAGACCGAAGGCGAAGACGUGGUGCAGACUAUCAUCACACGCACGAAACGCCGGGUUGCGUCAAGAGCCAACAAAACAGAAACUAUACGCGUCAACGAGGUCAAGGAAUAUGCGGAUAUGUCCGUUCAGUACGAAACUGAAGGCUACUUCCUGUCCUGCUCGUCUCAAACCGAUCCGGAGCCCAAACUCAUCAUUGCAUCUUCCGGUAUCCAGACCGAGGACCGACCGGUUGUGACCUUCGCCAUUCAGACCGACCCUGAGGAACAGCCGCCGGCAAAGGUGACAAUGGAAAUGGAAAUUCAAACCGACGAGGUCGAAGAAGCUACAUCUGCGGAGGAAGAGCCGCUGGCUUCCUCUUCGUCCACCAUUUCUCCUCCCACGCCUAAAGCUGCCGCUGAACAGUUACACCCCCACGACUUGCCACCCACGUAUGCUCAAGUACAAGAGGAUCGUGAGGAGCUCGAAAGGCGCGUCGCAGGAGAGACGCUCACGAAAUGGCACCCUGGUAUGCAACUCCCGGUUCAGCCUAUUCGCGCCAUAUCCACAGAUGCGGUAGAAGAGUGGAAGGCGCUCAAGGAGGAACUCGGUGUCGACUGUGCUGUGAUCGAUAACAUUAUCGCGUCUACCCCAAAGACUGGACCGCGUCCCGGAGGCCCACAAGACUCACGUUCGCCACGGAAGAACCGGUUCUAUAACAUUUAUAACACAUAUGUUUACGGCAAUCGGGAGGAAGGCGGUAUACUUCCCUCCGGCACGGUGGUCCAGAUGCUCCUGUGCGCCGGAGCGUCUGCUGCUGUCUUCCUAGCGAUGAGCCGUUCGGUGUCUCCGCAGUACGUUGUUCCUGGGGCGCCCACUUACUACGAUCGUAUGGCCUGGUCAAGCUUCAACACUAUGCACGCAGGCGGCGAGGGAUUCCCGGGUGACGGCACCGCCGCCGUCUGGAACUUGUUUGGGCGACUUGGUGGCGGGGCUGCCCGGAUUGCCCGAGGAUGGCCCACUUAA